Molecule: messenger RNA, 1877 nt
Organism: Heteronotia binoei (common prickly gecko)
Lineage: Eukaryota; Metazoa; Chordata; Lepidosauria; Squamata; Gekkonidae
Product: pulmonary surfactant-associated protein D-like
Exons: 5
Coding region: 219-989 (256 amino acids)
Biological process (GO): positive regulation of phagocytosis; surfactant homeostasis
Cellular component (GO): rough endoplasmic reticulum; multivesicular body
Source: RefSeq, a predicted model, not a curated record
CUCGGUGUACUUAGUAUAUUCAGGGUACUCUGACGUCAACUGUACACAGAUCGUAACACUCGAGAUAAAGGGAUGAGCUCCACUGGAAUUCCCACCGAGAGACAAUUAGUGGGUAGAAGCGGAAGGCGUCAUGGUGCAUUUUGGAGAUAGUGAAGGACUCAGAUGUUGCUAAAGCAUACAGAGGACCCCCAACUACAUAAGGCUUAGCCCUUUGAGCUAUGCGGCUUCCUUCUCUCUUCACCCUCCUGCUGGGCCUGGGAGCGGCACUGGUGAGAUCCUCAGACCCUGAGCCAUGCAACUGUGGAGAGAAAGCAAAUGUGUGUUCGGUUGCCGCUGGGUUGCCGGGCAUCCCUGGGAAUCAUGGACUACCAGGAAGAGAUGGACUGCAAGGCCCCAAAGGCGAACAAGGAGAGCAAGGAUCACGAGGAACACAGGGAAUCCCAGGAAAAGCUGGACCUUCUGGGACUAAAGGAGACCUGGGUGAGAAAGGACAAAAGGGGGACAGCGGAGGCAGUGAACUUGAACGUCUCAAUGCCCACAUUAACGACCUGCAAGAACAGGUGAAGGCGCUGCAUGGAAUUGCAAGCAUAACACACAAAGUCAUUCUAGGUCAUGUUUUCCCACACAUCGUAAGCGUUGGACAAAAACUGUUUGUAUCCAAAGGAGCUGAAGGCAAUUAUGAGAAUUCCAGAGCAGCCUGUUCCCAUCUGGGUGGCCAGACUGCCUCUCCGAGAAGCGCUGAUGAAAAUAACGCCCUGACCAAAAUAGCUGCAAAGCUCGGGAAAUACAUCUUUCUUGGAAUGAAUGACCAGGAGACAGAAGGUGCCUUUCAGCAUUUGAGUGGGGAACCGAUGCAGUACUCAAACUGGGCAACGGGGGAGCCAAACAGUGCACAAGAGGACUGCAUAGAAAUGUACACGGAUGGCAGAUGGAACGACAAGUCAUGUUCAGAGAACCGGCUGAUAGUUUGUGAAUUAUUAUCCAUCUGACUCGGAAUGUUUCACAAAUCCAUCUCUAGUUCAUAGUAAGUUUCUAAAUUGCAUCAUGGUGAAGGAAAGGAUUACACACACACACACACACACACAAAAUCUGCUCAUUGUAUGGUGAUGCCAGGGCUUGUGAGAAGGGGAACUGGGGGUGCAAAAUUAUUGGGGCCCAGAUGGCUCUAUGGGAGAAGUGUGUCUAGGGUUGCCAGGCCAUGCAGCUGCUGGGAGGUUUGGGGGCAGGGAAGAAGAAAAAAAAGCAGAAGUAGAAGUAGUAGCAGUGCAGAUUUAUACCCCGCCCUUCUCUCUGUGUCAGAGACUCAGAGCAGCUUACAAUCUCCUUUAUCUUCUUUCCUCACAACAGACACUCUGUGAGGUGGAUGGGGCUGAGAGGGCUCUCACAGCAGCUGCCCUUUCAAGGACAACUCCUGAGACAGCUAUGGCUGACCCAAGGAGGAGUGGGGAAUCAAACCCGGUUCUCCCAGAUAAGAGUCCGCCCACUUAACUGCUACACCAAACUGGAGAUGUGGAGGCUGCAAUGAGCCUGCUCCAGUGGGGAGGGCGGGACAGAUAUCACAUGAAGAAAUAAAAUAAUGUAACAUGAUAAAGAGUUUCCAGUGAUUCCUAUAGCUACCCUCUAUCACUUCUGGGUUUUGACAGGAAGUGAUCUAACAGUAUAUACGACGCUCAGAGGUCAUUUAAAUAAAAUGUUAUUAUUAUAAAUGUUAUUAUUUUAUAGAAAAGGGGGUGCAGGAGCUCAUUAGCACGACUCAUUUGCAUAUGCCACACACCCCUGACAUCACCAGAAGGUGGACUAAACUACAUCAGCUCAGCAUCUUCCUUAAUAUGCUUCUUGCCGUAUAAUUGUUGUAAUAAAACCUUACUCUCAUCAUA